AGAGAGGAUAGAAAAAUCGGAUCGAUGAUGUGCCAAGCCUAUAAGUCCUAUACCUUUAAAUGGACCCCGUCGCUUGAUUGGGAACUAUCCCAUAUUUCUUUGAUUAAUGGGUGUCCUUCCUCGACUAUCACUUGGUGUCUUCUCCGAGAGAUCGUCUUUUGGGGUUUCUCUCGCGGGCAAGGUGGACUCACAAGGACACAAUCAGGAGACGCGAACGCGCAUCCGGUCCGUUUAUCCCCAGAAAAGUUCUUUUAUUGCAAGCGAAAGUGACGACUACGAUUUGUCAAGACUCAAGUCAUCCUCUAUUUUUUUUAUUCCCUCAACCUUGCCUUACGCGCCAACGGGUGAUCGACUUUUUCUUGGUUUUUUUUUGUCUCUUGUAUCUUUUAUUCUUAGGUACAUACCUACAUACCUACAUACCAUCAUAUCGGUUUUUUCUAAUUCUGAUGUGUCGAUGCUGCAGUCCGUAUGUCUGUGUGUGUUAUGCUCGACUCUGUUUCGCUACCAAAGUUUUUUCUCCCUUUUUCCAUCGACUUCCAUUCUCGCGUUGGCUGUGGUUCUGAUACGAUAUCGGCCGAAAAGGAAUCCCGUUGUCUUGGCUUGCAUCUUAAACAUCGCAUCGUCGCUAAAGAGUGGUCAGACUCGGUAGGAGCCGACGGUGCCGAAAAGGCGACGGGCAUUCCUAGGCGAGCACCACGUGGUAAACGUGGUCAGCUUCUGAGUUUGGCAUCUUGAGCGGGAAUUGCUUCCUACUACGCAGUUACUGCAGUAGAUAAUUUCGAACUAGGCUGUUGACGCCGGUCCGCUAUUCGCUUAGACGGGAAAC
Annulohypoxylon maeteangense is the source of this 826-nucleotide messenger RNA. RefSeq lists its product as uncharacterized. NCBI's taxonomy places the organism in Eukaryota, Fungi, Ascomycota, Sordariomycetes, Xylariales, Hypoxylaceae. The record is from RefSeq and is a predicted model, not a curated record. The transcript has a single exon. The coding region runs from base 107 to 649 and encodes 180 amino acids.